Chaetomium globosum CBS 148.51 is the source of this 1614-nucleotide messenger RNA. RefSeq lists its product as uncharacterized. The record is from RefSeq and is a predicted model, not a curated record. Gene Ontology annotation, cellular component: chaperonin-containing T-complex. Lineage: Eukaryota; Fungi; Ascomycota; Sordariomycetes; Sordariales; Chaetomiaceae. Gene Ontology annotation, molecular function: ATP binding; ATP-dependent protein folding chaperone; ATP hydrolysis activity. Gene Ontology annotation, biological process: protein folding. The transcript has 4 exons. The coding region runs from base 1 to 1614 and encodes 537 amino acids.
AUGGCAACUGCGACUGCGACCGCGGCACAACCAGGUGGAGGGGGUGGAAAUGCGACGUUCAGGGACAAAGAGAAGCCGCUGGCUGUCCGGUCCUCGAACAUCGUCGCCGCCAGAGCCGUUGCCGACGCCAUCAGGACAUCGCUGGGACCGCGGGGUAUGGACAAGAUGAUUCGGAGCGGCAAGGGCGAGACCAUCAUCACCAAUGACGGCAGCACAAUGCUCAAGAGCAUGUCGGUCAUGCACCCCACAGCCAAGAUGCUUGUACAACUGUCGAAUGCUCAAGACGUCGAAGCCGGUGACGGCACUACAUCCGUGGUGGUUAUCUGCGGUAGCCUACUCGGUGCUGCCGACCGGUUACUUUCCAAGGGCAUCCACCCCUCAGUUAUCUCUGAAUCGUUCCAGAGGGCCGCCGCCGCCGCGGUAAAGGUCCUUCACGACAUGUCGCAACCCAUCGCCCUCACAGACACCGCCGCCCUCCUCCAAGCUGCCAACACCUCCCUGUCAUCCAAGAUCGUUUCCCAAUACUCGAACCUCCUCGGGCCCAUGGCCGUCAACGCAGUCACCAAAACGAUAGACCUCAAGACGGCGGACAACGUCGACCUAAAGAACAUCCGUAUCAUCAAGAAGGUUGGCGGGACGAUAGAAGACAGCGAGCUGGUGGACGGUCUGGUCUUGACACAGCCAGUUCUCAAGAGUGCAGGGGGGCCGACACGGAUGGAGAAGGCCAAGAUCGGUUUAAUCCAGUUCCAACUGAGCCCGCCCAAACCUGAUAUGGAAAACACCAUCUCUGUCAACGACUACCGUCAAAUGGACAAGAUCGUCAAGGAGGAGCGGAUGUACCUCCUCAACAUGGCCAAGAAGAUCAAGAAGGCCAAGUGCAACGUACUCCUCAUCCAAAAGUCGAUCCUCCGUGAUGCCGUCAACGAUCUCUCCCUGCACUUCCUCCAGCGCCUCGGCAUCCUCGCCGUCAAGGAUAUCGAGCGUGACGAGGUCGAGUUUAUCUGCAAGUCGACGGGCUGCAAGCCCAUCGCCGACAUCGACAGCUUCACCGAGGACAAGCUCGGCAGCGCCGACCUCGUCGAGGAGGUCCAGAGCUCCGGCAGCCGCAUGGUCAAGGUGACGGGGACGCGGUCGGCGGGCAAGACCAUCUCGGUCGUGGUCCGUGGCGCCAACAGCCUGAUCCUGGACGAGGCCGAGCGGUCGCUGCAUGACGCCCUCUGCGUGGUGCGGUGCCUGGUCAAGAAGAAGGCGCUCAUCGCGGGCGGCGGCGCGGCCGAGAUCGAGAUCGCGUCGCAGCUGAGCAAACAAGCGCGCGCGCUGUCGGGCACCGAGGCCAUCUGCUGGAAGGCCUUCGCCGACGCCCUCGAGGUCGUCCCCACCACGCUGGCCGAGAACGCCGGCCUGAACAGCAUCAAGGUCGUCACCGACCUGCGCCACCGCCACGAGCUGGGCGAGAAGAACGCCGGCGUCAGCAUCAAGAGCAGCGGCGUCAACUCCAACAUUGCCAAGGAGAACGUGCUGCAGCCGCUGCUCGUCAGCACGAGCGCCAUCGAGCUGGCCGCCGAGACGGUCAAGAUGAUUCUGCGCAUCGACGAUAUCGCUCUCAGCAGGUAA